AUGCCUAGGGUUUCUUUAAAGCCAACACCUUCACCAUCUUCUCCAGCAACACAAGAGAACAAGGAAAAAGCUAUAAAAUUUUUGGGAAAGCUUUUUAAAGAUGCCAAAUUUGGUGAUCAAUUCGCUGAUGAACUUUUUGAAGUCCACGAAAAAGACUCUGAGGCAUUUAACACUCAUUUGCGGAUGCUUCUCUCAAACUUGAAGAAAAACCAGAAACUUAAAGACUCGAUUGAAAAAGAUGAAGUCACUGUCAAGGAAGUCGUCGGAAUGAACUCCUACGAACUCGCAGACGACGAAGUGAAGAAACUGAAAAACAGAGUCAUGAAGGACGAGGAAGACAAGAAAAAACCUUUGGAUAUCUCAAAAAUACCGGACCACGAAUUCAGCUGUCCAAAAUGCUCGUCUCGUAAAAUACAGGAAACACAGGUGCAACUCAGGUCGGCCGAUGAACCGAUGACACGUAUUUUGACUUGCGCCAAUUGCGGGUUUGGGUGGAAAAGAAGCUGUUAA
Molecule: messenger RNA, 510 nt
Organism: Entamoeba invadens IP1
Lineage: Eukaryota; Evosea; Mastigamoebida; Endamoebidae
Product: transcription elongation factor S-II, putative
Exons: 1
Coding region: 1-510 (169 amino acids)
Biological process (GO): DNA-templated transcription
Molecular function (GO): zinc ion binding; nucleic acid binding
Source: RefSeq, a predicted model, not a curated record